Messenger RNA from Entamoeba invadens IP1, 846 nucleotides. RefSeq lists its product as hypothetical. Bases 1 to 846 code for a protein of 281 amino acids. NCBI's taxonomy places the organism in Eukaryota, Evosea, Mastigamoebida, Endamoebidae. The record is from RefSeq and is a predicted model, not a curated record. The transcript has a single exon.
AUGCAAUCGAAUCAACACCACGCAUCAGUGAUCUACCUGUUGUGCGUGUUUGUUUUAGUAUCGUUUGGGCUUGUGACGAUCUUGUACUCGUACCAGCAAAAUCUUCUCCAGCACGUCGAUGCGCAAACGAGUGCUUCACUGCGCGACAUGCCGAUCGACGGCUUUGCGUAUUACAAAGGGGGGUACAAGACCUUCAAGCCGAAUGUAACAAUAGGGAGUGGUGUCUGCACGUUGUCGGACAACCAAUUGCAACAAGUCAUCGACGUCUUGUCACAGCAGCGGGGGAACCUCUUUUUUCGACAAUUUGUUCCUUUCUACGAAGACGCCGACAAUAACAUAGUCUAUGGGGAUACAACACUUCAAUUGACUGGGAAGUUUAAUAUUGAGAUGUAUGCGGGGUGCACUAUUGAGAAGGGGACAUUCAAUGACACAUUUCUUCGUGUCGACGAGAAGAAUGGGACGGUACAAGCUCUUAGAUGUUAUCUCAUCGUCAAGAACUGGAUCCAUAAUGACAUCGAGGGGUGGAGAAAUUUGGUGAAACGUGGGUUGUUGGAGGCAAAGAACGGAACACUCGAGUUAAAAGACUUUCACAACUUAAAUACAAUGGCGUUGGUCUAUUCAAAUGACGUUAGACCGAAUUUCUAUGGUGUUAUUAGAGGUGGAGGAGAUCACUUCAUAACAGUGAAAGGCGUAUCGUUUGAAGAACAGACACAAAAGUUCCAAAUCAUGAUAUUGCUUAAUGUGUUUCUGAUGGUCUACUUUGUGCAGUCGUGGAUUGUGAUGGCGUCAGACUCAAAUGAAAUGUCGCCAACGUCUUUCAUCUCCAUUGCUGUACUUCCUUUAUAA